Messenger RNA from Coffea arabica (coffee), 855 nucleotides. RefSeq lists its product as uncharacterized. Gene Ontology annotation, biological process: transcription by RNA polymerase III. The record is from RefSeq and is a predicted model, not a curated record. Gene Ontology annotation, cellular component: transcription factor TFIIIC complex. Gene Ontology annotation, molecular function: protein binding. Lineage: Eukaryota; Viridiplantae; Streptophyta; Magnoliopsida; Gentianales; Rubiaceae.
AUGUCUAUAAUGGUUAUUGGUUUUGGUUAUCAAUUUUCUUGUUCAUUGCUCGGGCUCAUCUAUAAUGAGAUGGGUGAUAAGAACAAAGCCUUGGAUUUCUACAUGAUUGCUGCCCAUUUAACCCCAAGGGAUGCAUCUCUGUGGAAGCUUCUUGUGACAUGGUACUACAGACUGCGGCCCAGCUGUAUAAAAUGUGGCCAAUCUGAGCGUGCAGUCAGUAUACUGGAAAGCUAUCUCAGAAAUUGUUGCAAGCAACCUGAUUUAAAUGUGAUUGAUAUAUUGGCUUCACUACACAUAGAAGGCAAUGCACAUCUAAAAGCCCUCGAGCAUAUUGAGAACGCACAGCAGGUUUACUGCUCUGGGAAAGAGAUGCCAUUAUGUCUACGUAUAAAAGCUGGAAUAUGUCAUAUUCACUUUGGAAACUUUGUAAAACCAGAAGCUCUUAUCAAUGUUUUGAGAAAUGAGAAUUUACAUGAUCAUCCCCAGUUGAUUAUUGAGAUUGAAGAUUCACUAAUGAAUCACGGGCAUUACGAAUCUGCACUAGAAUACUAUAUGAUUUGUCUGGGGAAGCGAUUGCAAUCAAUUGAUUACUUCUCCAGAGCUUUAGACAAACUUAAGAAUAGUGUUGAUGCUUGGUUGGCUUUGUCAUUACUUCUUCUUGAAGAAAAUAAAGAUGACGAAGCCAUUUCUCUUCUCUGUCCUCCUAAAGAAUCAGAAUCACUAUUUAACUUGAACCUAAAUGCAGCAAAACCAUGGUGGCUUAAUGGGAAGAUAAAGUUGAAGCUUUCUCAAAUCUAUAAAGCUAAAGGAUUGUUCGAGGCAUUUGUAGAUGUAACUUUUCCUACAAAACUAUGA